CCCUCAAGAGCACUAAACCUUGCGCGUGCUCAAGAGCCCGUAGUUUCCGUUUUCUUUCCUAGUGUUGGGGGCAGAUUUCUGCGCGCAGCGCCGACUGUCCUCUGCUUUCCAGCUUUGAAAACGCCUAAAUUGCAGAGUCAGCGGCAUACUCCUGACACAACAGGCACGGUCCAUUGAGGAACCCAGAUAUGGAUGCUGAGCAGAACCAGGUGUUGGACACCGCGUCAGAGACUCGAGAGCAACAGGAGACUGGAGCAGGAGACUGCCCCCAGUCACAACUCGACUCUCCAAUAGAUCCUGCAGGAUCUCCAGUGAAUGGGCAAGAAAUGGAGCGUUUGUCAGGAAUGUCAGAAGAAGUGCAAGAGACGGCGCCUAAAGCAGAAAAAUCACCAAAGAACAUGUCUGAAUCUCCUGAGAAGGUUCCAGAGACAUCUCCAGAAGUGACGAAAGCAGAGAAGUACCCAGAAAAACAACCAGAACUAGAGAGCUCAGAGGUCUCUGAGUCAGCUACAGCAUUGUACUUCGAACCAGACAAAAAACAGACCACAGUGCCUGAAAAGCAGCCAAUGCCAGAGAGAACACCAGAGCCUCUGCCUUUAGAUGAGCCUCUAGCAGAGAAUAACAUUGACACUGCGCCAGAGAAAAUGGCUGAACCCGUCCCAGAGGCUGUUAAACAGUCUGUGCAGGCAGCGCCCGAGCCUGUCACACAGCCAGAAUCUGAGGACGUGAAACUGCUCCAAGAGAAAGAGCCUGGGGAAUCUGAGAAGCAGGCAGAAUCUGGUGUUGUGUUGGCGGUGGUGCCAGAGAUGCCAGCGGAGCCUAAAACUGUACAGGAAGUGGAGGCAGACAAACAGACCGAAGCUGAAAUUGUACCGGAACCAAAGAAACCAGUCGAGGCUGAGACUGUGAAGAAAGUGGAAGCAGAGAAACCAGUCGAGGCUGGGGCUGUGAAGAAAGUGGAAGCAGAGAAACCAGUCGAGGCUGUGAAGAAAGUGGAAGCAGAGAAACCAGUCGAGGCUGGGGCUGUGAAGAAAGUGGAAGCAGAGAAACCAGUCGAGGCUGGGGCUGUGAAGAAAGUGGAAGCAGAGAAACCAGUCGAGGCUGAGGCUGUGAAGAAAGUGGAAGCAGAGAAACCAGUCGAGGCUGAGGCUGUGAAGAAAGUGGAAGCAGAGAAACCAGUCGAGGCUGAGGCUGUGAAGAAAGUGGAAGCAGAGAAACCAGUCGAGGCUGAGGCUGUGAAGACAGUGGAAGCAGAGAAACCAGUGGAGUCUGGGGCUGUGAUGGAAGAGAAACGGGUAGAAGCUGAAAUUGUUAAAGAAGUAGAGUCCGAGAAACGGGCAGCAGGUGAGGCAGAUGCAGUGGAGCAGCAGAAGGCCGACGUUGUCGAGCAGAUUCCCGCUCCUGGUACCCUGUCUUUUGCCUUCCUGGAGCAUGAGCAGACCAAAGCCACACUUCGCACCUCUCGCACUCUAAUCAUCCUCCGAGGCCUCCCCGGCAGCGGCAAGAGCCUCUUGGCACGUGCCAUUGCAGAUAACUACCAGGGUCUCUGCACGGUCUGCUGUGCUGAUGACCAUGGUGUGAAACCGGAGAGUCCAGACGCGUCGGCAGAUGGGUACAAGGCUUUUGACGAUGCUGUGGUAGCCUGCUGCAGUGUAGGAACAUCUGCUCAAGUGAUUGUGGUGGAUGACACCAACCAUACCCAUGAUCGGCUGGCCCGUCUUGGGGAGUUGGCAGAGCAGCACCGGCUGGUGGCCAUGUUUCUGGAGCCCCGCACUGAGUGGAGCAGAGACUUGCCACAGCUGGCCAAGAGAACUCAGCGGGGGCUAGAGGAGGCCCAGAUCCAGGCUAUGAAAGUUCCUCUUGAGGAGACGUCCCUACCCCUUUUCUUUGGCUGGUUCCUUCUCCCUGGCAUCCAGGACAAGGUCAGGUGCACGUCCAUGGAUUUCCUGAAGACGCUGGACACGCUUGAGGCCUUCAAGAAGCACUUGCCUGACUUCACUGUUGAGGCUGAGAAAGAGGUGGACCUGGAGCAGUAUUUCCAAGCCAAUGGCGUUCUUCAUUGCACUACCAAAUUCUGUGACUAUGGCAAGGCUGAGGGAGCCAAGGAAUAUGCAGACAAACCAGCUGUUAAAGAGUUGUAUGGCUCUGCGUUCGAGCUGUCCCUCAGUGCCCUCUUCGUCACACCUCGCACUGUUGGUGCCCGGGUUUCAAUCUCUGAGGAUCAGUUGACCCUGUGGCCUGCCGAUGCUGAGGAGGUGGUGUCUGUAGUCCCGGCCGCCGCCACCCUGCCCGCUGGUAGCCGUGCCCACAUCACCCUGGGCUGUGCGGAGGGCGUUGAGCCACAGCAGACGGGCUUCGACCUGCUGGAGAUCCUAGCGCUGCAGCAAGAGGGUCAGGAGGGAGAGCUGGUGGAGGAGAUGGAGCUCGGCUCCCUGGCCUACUACGGCAAGGGGAGGUGGCUACUCAGUCUGAGGGAGCCCAUCUCCGCCCAGGCCUGCUUCUCCAGCCUCUACGGGCCCAAGAAGGCUGACUCGACCAAGAAAGACGGGGACAAGAAGAAGAAGCAAAAGUGCACCAUACUGUAAAGGAGAGGGGGAAGGUGGAAAUGGAUGGCUCUGGAUGAGUGGCGUACUAGUGUUCUGAUUGGUCUGUGGGGAAGUUUGUGUGUUUGUGCUACUUUUGGGGUUUGGGAGGCGUCUUGGAUAUCCCACCCCAAAUUCACAAGCUGUGUGCCUUUCUCUAUUGCUUUGCUGCACAACCCAAGAGGCCUUUAUACCACAGUUUAGGUCAAGCUUAGCAUCUUGUUCAGUGUCUUGUCAUGCGUUUUUAGUGGCAUAGUUGCAAUUGGAUAGGAUUUCUGAAGACUAGGCCUGAUUUCAUGGCUCAGCUGCAGUUUUGACAGAUGUAGUACUGCUUCUCCUAGUACCGCUUCUCACCGUUUGACCACUAUUUUCCCUACUCAAUUCAUGUCUAACACUAUAUUUAAAAAAACCUUCCGCAUAUGUCAGUGUUAAGCAUUUAGAUAUUUUCAUGUUUUGUGUGAGUGGCUCAUAGUGUUUUCAUUGCAUGCCAGGUUUAGCAGAUGUAGUUCUAGUCAUGAUUUAGCUUGUUCGCAAAAGAAGUUGCACAUCUAUUUCAGUCAUUUCCUGUGGUUUGGUCAGUUUAGCCAUGUGUUUGUAUGUUUGGUACGAAGGAAAGAGUUGGGUAAGUUCACAAGUAGCUCAUGGGCCAAAAAGGGUGUCUGUGUGUGCUUGAUUUGAUGUGCUGAACUGUGAAUGUCCUUCAGAGGCCAUUCCUAAUUAACUCUUUCUUUUUUUUGCACGAUGCUACAGAAAUCAAAGGGAGAAUGCUGAUGAAUGUGCAGUUUGUUUCAUUAGCUGGCACUUACUUGGUACUUAUCAAAUGCUGUGAAACCAAGGCCACAAUUCUGUAGUAUAGGAGACUGCAGCCUGGGAUCAUCCCUCUUUCUGUCAACCACAGUUAGGUUUUGCAUGUCAACUUGUAUGUAUCUGCUGUCUGUUCAUGACUGAUGUGUAGGUUUCUUAGGGCAAAGCCAUGCUUGUUUAGUUCUUCCAAUGAGUCACUGUUUUUGCACAUGUUUUGUACACUUAAUAAAAUAAUUUGCUUUGCGCCAAA
Molecule: messenger RNA, 3636 nt
Organism: Oncorhynchus gorbuscha (pink salmon)
Lineage: Eukaryota; Metazoa; Chordata; Actinopteri; Salmoniformes; Salmonidae
Product: 2',3'-cyclic-nucleotide 3'-phosphodiesterase-like
Exons: 5
Coding region: 189-2585 (798 amino acids)
Biological process (GO): cyclic nucleotide catabolic process
Cellular component (GO): cytoplasm; membrane
Molecular function (GO): 2',3'-cyclic-nucleotide 3'-phosphodiesterase activity; ATP hydrolysis activity
Source: RefSeq, a predicted model, not a curated record